AUGGGUUCUGUCACUCCAUCUUUCGAAAGAUACCCUCCUCUUGCUAGCCUCCAGAAGGACAUAUAUCGACCACUUCCCAGUUUUCCAAGCGGCCUCCCAGAACUAUCCGAGUCAGAAUACCGAGAGUUGGUUUCCACCGCUCUCCAAUCCCUCAGCCAGGCACUCGAGAGCGGGGAUGUGCUCAGCGUGAAGUCAUGCUUUUUCGCGAGUCAGGCGUACUGGCGAGAUGUACUGGCUUUCACAUACCACCUGCGAACAAUCAGUGGCGGCGGAAUCAUAGCACCGGCGAUGCUAGAGCUUAGUAAAAAACGUAAACUGGUUGAGGGUUUCCAGCUGAUGCCAGAUAGUGUGGUCAAAUUCAGUGCUACUGCCACUCUAGAGUGGAUUCAGGGGAUGUUCUCGUUUAAAACACAAGAGCCAGCAGCACAAUGUGGGGGAACUGUCAUUAUUUUACCUGAAGAGGAAGAUAAUGGCUUUGUGUGGAAGAUCUGGAGCAUGGCAACUUGGAUUGAUGACUUUGAGUUAUACCCUCAGAAUGAAGCUGUUCUGAGGAAUCCUGGACGAAAUUUGGUGGAUGUUGAAGAAAUUGAUACGGAUGUAUUCAUCAUUGGUGGUGGAAACGCGUCAAGGUCUGAUUCAAGCAGCACGUCUGAAACUCUAGGUGUUGAUUGUGUGAUCAUGGAUAAGACCGAACAAGCAGGGGGUAAUUGGGCUGAAAGAUAUGAUUGUUUGAAAUUCCAUAUCCAAAAGUCGUGUUGCCAGACACCUUACCUACCAUAUCCCGAUGAAUACCCAGCAAUUCUGGAAAAAUCUAUGCUAGUCGAGCACAUGAAGCGCUAUGCGGAGACUUUUAAUCUAAAUCUAUUGAAUUCCUCGACGGUGGAAGGCAGUUCUUUCAACGAGUCAAAGGGGACCUGGCACUUUAAAAUUCGAACGCCCUGGGGACCAAAGACUGUGGUCUCCAGGCAUUUGAUCCAGGCAACUGGAUUGGUAGCGGGCAAUUUGUUUCUUCCUAAAAUACCAGGGCAGUAUAACGGUAUAAGCAUUCAUUCAACAAAGUACAAGAAUCCUCAGGUUCUAAGUGAGACUGGUGUCAAGUCUGUCAUAAUUGCCGGAUCUGGUAACACUGCCUUUGAUAUCGCAGAAGACUGUGCAAAAGCAGGACUGAAGACGACUAUGAAUGUCCGUAGUCCGACAUACAUCUUCCCGCGAGAUUAUUGUUUUGACCCAAAGGGGUUGGGCUUCUAUGACUUAGUUCCUCCUGACUUUGCAGACAAGCUCUUUGUUAGCGGUCCACUUGCUAUUGGAGGACAAAUCUCGCGAGACCAAUAUGUUUCGUUGGCAGCUAAGGAACCAAAUCGGUACAAAGCACUCGCUGAGGCAGGAUUCCCAGUAUAUGAUAGCUCUCAAGGUGGCGAUCUCAUCCAUCACCUUCUUGAAAAAGGCGGAGGUCACUACAAUGAGAUUGGUGACGGGACUCAACUCAUUAUAUCUGGCGUCAUUGCCGUGAAAGCUCACGUUCAGCCUGCCGAGUUCACUUCGACUGGAUUGAGAUUCAGCGACGGGUCGACACUGGAUGCCGAUGCAAUCAUCUGGUGCACAGGAUUUGAGGAUAAUGAUCGUGAGAUUACCAUUAAUACCCUCGGUAGAAAUCCAUUCCCUCAGAGUCAGGACCGAGAUGAGACAAUGUUAGGACCCGGGGAGAUAGCUUUGCUGCGCGAUGAACUCUGGGGACUUGAUAUUGAGGGAGAACUCCGUGGUAUGUGGAAACGUCAUCUACGAGUGAAUAACUUUUGGGUUACUGGUGGCGGCACGAAUCAUCAUCGAUACUAUUCAUGGCAUCUUGCUUUGCAAAUCAAGGCUGCACUCGAGGGGGUCCUUCCUGCUGCUUAUCGCGGUGUGCCAAAGGAGGUUUAG
Penicillium malachiteum is the source of this 1917-nucleotide messenger RNA. RefSeq lists its product as uncharacterized. Gene Ontology annotation, molecular function: flavin adenine dinucleotide binding; N,N-dimethylaniline monooxygenase activity; NADP binding. The record is from RefSeq and is a predicted model, not a curated record. Bases 1 to 1917 code for a protein of 638 amino acids. NCBI's taxonomy places the organism in Eukaryota, Fungi, Ascomycota, Eurotiomycetes, Eurotiales, Aspergillaceae. The transcript is spliced from 5 exons.